This is a messenger RNA of Paramuricea clavata, 961 nucleotides long. The record is from the annotation of a GenBank genome assembly. NCBI's taxonomy places the organism in Eukaryota, Metazoa, Cnidaria, Anthozoa, Malacalcyonacea, Plexauridae.
AUGGUGGGUUUUUGGCUAGUGGUUUAUGGCAUCGCUCAGCAGGUAACGUUACUGUUAAUAAAUUGCCAAACUCUGGCACAGGAUGAAACUAUACAGUUCAUAUGACAAAUUUAUAACAAACCUUCAGACGUUCAGUUGAUACUUCAAGACGUUCAGUUGAUAUACUUCAAGACGUUCAGUUGAUAUUUCAAGCAAAGACCUUGUAAAGUUAACCUGAGUAAUUUACUAGAACUUUAUUCUGAAUCCUACUAUUAAAAUUAUCAACUUUCGAAACAAAAAUUACUCAAAUUACACACAAUAUACUUUUCUGUGUACUAAUGUUUCCUAUAUUCUCUUUUACAUGAAGUAUUAAACAUAAAGUAAACAAAAAAUCAUUAACAUAAAUUAUAAAAGUAUAUAAAAUGUCAAAACCUUUUCUACAGUACAGGCUAUUUUUCUGGGAAUUGGUAUUGUUUUACUGUUUAGUACAUAGCCCAAUCGGGCAUGACAGGAACUGGUGAAUCCAGCAUGUCAACUACUGGUGGACCCAGCAUGACAACAAUUGGAGAAUCCAGCAUGACACCAACUGGAAACCCCAGAAUAACAGCAACUGGUGAAUCCAAUGUGACAGCGAGUGGUGAAUCCAGAAUGACAGCUACUGGUGAAUCCAGCAUGACAACAAUUGGUGAAUCCAGCAUGACACCAACUGGAGACCCCAGUGUGACAGCAAUUGGAGAAUCCAGCAUGACACUUGAUAAUGGUGAAAUCAGCAUGACAACAUCUGGUGAAUCCAUCAUGACAACAUCUGGUGAAUCCAUCAUGACAACAACUGGUGAAUCCAUCAUGACAACAACUGGUGAAUCCAGCAUGACAACAACUGGUGAAUCCAGCAUGACAACAACUGGUGAAUCCAGCAUGCACACAACUGGAGAACCCCAAAUUUUUGUAGUGGACGAAGACGUAUCAGGAUCAACAACUGAAU